UUUUCUUAUAUUAUUUUUAUGUAAGAAAGUAGGGUUCUAAGCUUUUUAGUGGCUGCCUAACUGUUUAGAAACGCUAAUUAAGACAGUGUUAGGUUUCCUCCUUCCUUCACCUUGCAAAGCCGCAGACCGACUGUACGGACGCCGUCUUUCUAUGGCUUGACUGCUCCCAAAAAUAAGUCAGAGCCUGUCAGUCUCUCGAACAUGCUUUCCGUUGUCACUGUUAAUUUUUUCUAAAGCUUGCAGAGCAUAGCGUUGCCGUUCUUCGACGGGUUCUGCUUACCUACCCGCAGCGGUGGACAGAUCGCGACGCGCGAGACAAGAAUCUCCAAGUGCGGGACCCCUCCCUCAUAAACUUUGAGCGACCAACGACCACGGACUCAUCAUUCCUACCACAACUUUUUCGAGGGCCUCCGCCCACAUCCACCGGCGCCCGCCGGCCGUGGCACGGUGGUCUUUGCCCAGCGAGUGGACAAACAUGUCGCGCCCCUCGAGGUACAUCUGGUUCGGCAGACCUACGCCGGACGGUAGCACCAGCACCAGCAACACCCCCUCCAACUGUCGAUCCAAAACCGCGGGCGUGCGUGAGCUUGCCGUAGUCAUCGAGAAUAUACCGACCUACCGCCGCUACAAGCCUGGUACUGGCCCACGCCUAGCCCCGAUAACCCUACUUCCGGUACACGACACUACCGCCUAUAUCCGCGACGAGUUCUUCGUUCCACCCGCGCUCUCUGUUGAUGGCAAGAAGCGUCUGCUGUACGUCGUGGGCUGGACCGACCUCCCCGCCGCGCGGCUACAGGUCGACGCCGAAAGAAUAUGUGACUACGUCUCGCCGAGGGCGUACGAGGAGUGGUGCGCCGCGCGAGCUGCCGAGCGGGAUGAGGAGGAGCGCAGGGCCGAGGAGGAGGAGAACGUGCGCGCCGUAGAGGAAGCCGAGGCAAGGGAGAAGGGGAUAUUCAAGAGGAGUGCAGUCAAGAGCUCCCUCCCCAGGGGGAAAAAAAGGAACCGACCAGUUGCGGACCGGGCAAGAACGCCGCCCCCGAAAACGAAUUGGGAGAAGACGAAGAAGCCGGGUCGACCGAGGAAGGAAGCGCCGUCGCUGUCUACCCCCUCAAAGAGCACAGUCUUACAGGAAGUGGAGGCUUCGAAUGACGACAAUGACGUUGAUAUGGAAGAGGCGAUAUUCCGGCAGCUGAAUGGGGAGGAACCGAUGUCGACUGAAGGAUCCUACGACUUAGGCGAAGGGAGCAGUGUCCCGAGCAUAUUGGAGCCGUUGGCGAAGAAGCGAAGAAUCAAAUCGCCAAGACCGACGCUAUCAAGAUUGCUAUCGGGCAUCGAGACGGACAGCAGCAGGAGUACGCCCUUUGAAUCUUCCAGAGGAGGCACUAGCUCGCCAGCAUUACCGCCAUUACCUAAACCUUAUGCUGCUCCACAAGCGGCCCGGCCACGGGAUACCCCUAUCUUGCCUCCCGUACCGCCGGCCUCCACCCUCCAGACGUCAACACCCACCGCCCCGCGGACUAAGACCAAGACACAACCACAAAAGCGGUCUCUCCUCUCGAUACGGGAUCCUCCCUCCACACCCCAAAAGCCGUCAUCCAUGGCUCAGACUCCGACCCCCAAAGCUCAAAUCAUCCCGCCACGAGCACCGGCAACCGCACCACCAGCCAUCAAACAGCCAUUAGACGUAGACGACUCUACAACAUUCCAUACUCCAACUCCUAGGACUAGCUUCACCCCUCUGAUUCAGAACACAACACCAUGGACCAUCUCCCUCGCGGCGUCCAAGAACUUCGCCAACCUCACACCCUCACAGCCGAUCCGGUCUGUAGAACAGGCAUCUUCAUCGACACCAAAACCGACGCUACCCAAGCCGGCGAUGCACGACCACACGUCACCCCUCAAAGCAACCCAAUCCGCACCACCCGUCACAACCGCCGGCAGCACACAGGCCGUGGCGAAGUCGCUGCCCGCCCAAGAAGAACAAGAGCUCCCCGAAGAAAACAACAUCUACGAGGUCCUCAGCCUCGAAGGCGUUCAAGAGCGCAUCGUCCGCGGAAAACGCGUCCGCUUCUUCCACGUCCGCUGGAAGGGUGUCUGGCCGCCCGGUCAGAACCCGACCUGGGAGCCCGAGGCCAACAUUCCCCGGUCUCUCAUCAAGAAGUACUUCCUGGCACACCCGCAGUCGCACCCUCAGGGCCGUAAGACGGGGGCAAUGGACAAGUACCUUGUCCCGUCCUGGCCGCACCGCAAGUACUCGUCCGUUUCAGAGGCCUUUGAGGGGGGGGAUGCGGACGACGAAGCGGGCGGGGGCGGCUACGCCGACGGUAGCGAGGAUGCGGUCGAGGACGACGGCGAUGAGGAGGAGCAUAUUGGCAAUGAGAUGCUGCUUGUUACGGACGAGCCGACGCAGCCUGCCAAACCCACGCUUUCUUGGUGAAAUGAGGUUUCCCGAUGGGUGGGGCACGAGAUACAAUCAGCCAUGGGCAUUUACGACCAGGAGUAAUGGGAUUCUGGGGCCAGCGGGGUUGUUGGUUCCUGUGUUUUCGUCAAGCCUCUUUUUGGAGUCAAUCUGGACUUAGUUUAGUCUUUAAUUGGGGGGAGAGUGCCCCUGUCUACCUCGGCGGCGAUGAAAGUAUGGUCAGUGUUACCACAGGGCGCUGGCCUACACGUAUGCUCACACGGGGUGCCUGAAAUGUCGCAGAAUGUUGCCAUGGCCCGACUGCAUACCAAAUAUCACAAGUUCCAAAAAAAAAAAAAAAAAA
Colletotrichum navitas is the source of this 2762-nucleotide messenger RNA. RefSeq lists its product as uncharacterized. Bases 476 to 2437 code for a protein of 653 amino acids. The record is from RefSeq and is a predicted model, not a curated record. The transcript has a single exon. Lineage: Eukaryota; Fungi; Ascomycota; Sordariomycetes; Glomerellales; Glomerellaceae.